Messenger RNA from Syzygium oleosum, 1505 nucleotides. Its product is annotated as nicotinamide adenine dinucleotide transporter 1, chloroplastic-like. The record is from RefSeq and is a predicted model, not a curated record. Gene Ontology annotation, molecular function: NAD transmembrane transporter activity. Gene Ontology annotation, biological process: NAD transmembrane transport. The coding region runs from base 135 to 1142 and encodes 335 amino acids. The transcript has 9 exons. NCBI's taxonomy places the organism in Eukaryota, Viridiplantae, Streptophyta, Magnoliopsida, Myrtales, Myrtaceae.
UCUCUCUCUCUAUGUUCAUUAUAUAUGUGGCUUAAUCGCAUUCGUAAAGCCAAGUUUACAGGCAGAUCUGCGUUGCAAUUUCGCUCCAAGUUCCUUGAAAUCAUCAGGGUUCUUCUGAAGGCGGGAGCUUGAGGAUGACCGGAGCUUCACACGACGCUGCUGGCGGUGGCACUCGAGAUAUCUUCUGCAGUGCCGGUGCUGGUGCAGCUGCAGGUGCCAUUGCGGCCACCUUUGUUUGCCCCUUGGAUGUCAUCAAGACGAGACUGCAGGUCCAUGGCGCUCCCUCCGGUCACGAAGGAAGCAUUGUAAUCACAAGCCUACAGAACAUAGUAAAGAAGGAAGGCCUGAAGGGACUGUACCGUGGUCUCUCACCAACAAUUCUGGCUCUUCUUCCGAACUGGGCUGUCUACUUCACGGUUUACGAAAGACUUAGGGGCCUAGUCCAUUCACAUGUUGAUAAUGGCAAUCAAGUAAGCACCGGUGCCAACAUGAUAGCUGCUGUGGGUGCUGGAGCUGCCACAGCAAUCACUACAAAUCCUUUAUGGGUUGUAGUAACCAGACUCCAAACACAGGGCAUGAGACCAGAAGUGGUUCCAUACGUAAGCGUACAUUCUGCUUUAGGCAGGAUCGCACGUGAGGAAGGUCUCCGUGGUUUGUAUAGUGGCAUUCUCCCAUCAUUGGUAGGACUAAGUCACGUUGCAAUUCAGUUUCCAGCAUAUGAGAUGAUCAAACAUUACAUAGCGAGAAAAGAUAAUAUUACUGUCGAUCAACUUAGCCCCGGAAGUGUAGCGAUUGCCUCCGCAAUAUCUAAGCUCCCAGCCUCCAUCAUGACUUAUCCACAUGAGGUGGUACGUUCCCGGUUGCAAGAGCAGGGACAUUGUAGGGAUUCUGAGGUUCUGUAUGUGGGAGUUAUUGAUUGUGUCAAGAAAGUAUUUCAGAAGGAGGGUAUCUCUGGAUUUUAUCGAGGCUGUGCUACAAAUUUACUGAGGACUACUCCGUACGCUGUUGUUACAUUUACCAGUUAUGAGAUGGUACAUAGAUUUUUGCAACAAAUAAUACCUCCACACAAAAAACAUUCACUAUCAAUCCCCAUUUCCAAUCCCAUCACCAACCAGAAACCCAAGGAACUGAAGAGGGAGUAAAUAGUGGAGUGACCCAGCAAUCACAGACCCACUCAUGUAAGCCAACCCACAUAGUUCUAUUGGGAAAGAAAGAGCAGAUAGCAGCAGAAGUUGAUUAGAUUUUUUGAUGUAUGCCAUUUUCUGAUUUGAUAAUUGUGUUGUUUAGAAAGGAUUGUAGUACUUUAAUUUAAAUGCGGAGUUGAAUAAGCGAACGGUCUUCUUGGUUUUUUCAGCGAGCUCCUUUUUAUCUCCCAUUGUUGAGUUGGGGCUGUCUUUUGAUAUUUGUACUUGUUAUAUGGUUUUUGUAUAUGACCGCAAUGUCCAACUGUAAGCACUACUAAUUUACCAUAGAGCAGCUCUGCUCUUAAUAUUUUUGUGCAUUCA